Fimicolochytrium jonesii is the source of this 3176-nucleotide messenger RNA. RefSeq lists its product as uncharacterized. Gene Ontology annotation, cellular component: cytoplasmic stress granule. NCBI's taxonomy places the organism in Eukaryota, Fungi, Chytridiomycota, Chytridiomycetes, Spizellomycetales, Powellomycetaceae. The transcript is spliced from 6 exons. The record is from RefSeq and is a predicted model, not a curated record. Gene Ontology annotation, biological process: cytoplasmic stress granule assembly. Bases 217 to 3003 code for a protein of 928 amino acids. Gene Ontology annotation, molecular function: RNA binding.
CCGAGUGUCUACACGAUUUAAGCUUGAAUCUGAGGGGGUCGUCAAAACGAAAAACGAGGCGUUCACAGUUGGGCUGAGGCACGACAUAUACCCUGCACUAGACGAGGGAAGGACCCCGAACCGAUAUUUUCAUCUGGAAUAACAUCGCACAAACGACGAUCGUCACGCAUAUCUUCUUCAGAACUACCUUCUUCAGACUCAUAUAUCUUGUCAAUCAUGAAUCGAAAGACAUCUUCCCAGUCAAUCGGAAACACUGCCGCUGCCGGUCACGGUGGCGCUGGCUCUGCUCGCGGCGGUCGCGGAGGCGGCGGUUUUGCUAGGGGCGGCAAGAAGUGGCCUGCACCGUCUGCGCAGAAGGGCCCUGGCAAAGCCCAGAACCAGCAGCCGGCUGCUCCGCUCGCCAACAAGGUCUCGAAGGGGCCCGACGCCAUGACUCCCGACCAAAAGCGGCAGCAUGAAAAGGUCGUUUUCUUCCUGAACCAACUCAUCGGGCAACUCGUGCAGGUGGAGACCGAGGCCAAUGAGGUGUACCACGGGAUCUACGGGAUCCGUGAGGUGACCGACCUCGGGGUCACCCUCAAGUGCGCCCGCCUGAUCACUAAAGAAAACAAGGAGGGCAACUUUGUCAAAGUUGUGAAAAUCCCUCACAAGGAUGUGCGCCGGGUCUCUGCCGUCGCGGCGGAAGUGGCCGUAGCUGCCGGCCCGAAGGCCCAUGGAGGGGAGCGCGAAUUCUUGGCUGAUACCGCCAUCAGCGGCCAUGCUGGCGUUGUCAAGGAGCGUACGCUCCAGAAAUGGGCUCCAGAUGCCAACAAUAACCAAGCGCUCGCACUAGAAGAUGACAAGGGACGCGGCUCUUCCCACUGGGAUCAGUUCGCUACAAACGCCAAGCUCUUCGGAGUGACGAGCGACUUUGAUGAGCAUCUUUAUACCACCAAGGUGGACAGGACUAAUCCUGACUUUAAGAAGAGGGAGCAGGAGGCGAUUCGCCUGGCGAGGGAAAUUGAGCGGGGCCCAGUGACGAACUCUCACGUGGCAGAAGAACGUAACAUCGCCUUUGCCGGAAGCCAGAACAUGGACGAGGAAGACCGCUACUCCUCCGUCAUCCGCGGCUCGGGCAAGUACGUUCCCCCCGGUGCGCGCAAGAACUCGGGUCCGUCCCCUGUCCACCACAAUCAGCAGCCUCCAGUGCGCGCGUACGCGGCAGCGGCCGCAUCUGGGUCCCACACUCAAGGCCCACAGAAGAAAUUCGCUGGUGCGGGAGACCAGCAGGCCCUCCAGCACCACUCCGCCAAGCAACAACCGCAGGGGAACAAGGCCGCAGCAGUUCCCAAGCCAGCCUCACCUCCAACAUCGCCUACCCGCGUGCAAGGCCGCAUCUCGCCCUUGAAGUCCCCGGAGCCUAGGAAGCCUUCCCCACCGCAGCAGGCCGGUCGUCGCGGGAACUCUCCCCCCGCACAAGAACAUCACCAACAGAACCAGUCCCAUGUCCAGCAGCACUCGCAAGCCAAGAAGCCGCCGGCACUGAGCGCUGCCGCCAUUGCGAAGCUGCAGCAGAAGACCGGCCAGGCAAAGAUCGCUGGCCCGCCGCGUGCUGAGCCCAAGCCUGUAGAUCCCUCUGAAGUGAACAAAGUCUUCUCAGACUUUGCAAACAACGAGCGCGCCGCCCUGGCCAAACGUCGUGCUGAGGUGCAUGAGCGUGAAAAGUCGACCACGAUGCAACAGUUCAAGGCGUUUUCUGCCACAUUCAAGGUUCCCAUGCCGAUUCCGGAUGAUAUGGUGGCCCUGCUCCACAAGGGCGGAUCACCAAAGCCGGCGCCUGCCAAGGUUGAGCCGCCCAAAGUCGUUGAAAAGCCCGCUGCGCCUACCUCUGCUACUCCCCCAGCGCAUACUGCAGUCAAGGCAGCUGCGACACCGACCCCAGCCCCAGUAGUUGCCAAGACCGAGUCGGCUGCAUCGUCGGUCAAGCCGGCGGCUCAGAAAACGGAGCCAACCAAGACGGCUCCUUCCGAUAAAGUAAGCGAAAAGGCACCAUCCGUCACAGAUGCCCUCAGUGAAUCGGGGAAGACUGUUGGUGCAGGCGAUGACCAAUCUGAGAAGGGGUCGGUCGCAACCGUAGCGACUGCCGCCACGGCGCCCGUUAAAAAAUCUACAUUCAAGUUUAACGCGGACGCCGCAGAGUUCACCCCCACCUUUGCUCUCGGGGGCUCAGGUGCCCAGGCUACUCGAGACGGCAACUCGAGCGGGGAGCGGAGCCCCUACACCAACUCGAAGCGGAUCGGUGGCGGCAAAGGCGGGAACGGGUACAACAACAAUAAGGGAUUCGGAAACAAGUACCCAAAGAACCAGCUCUCGCCCCGGGCUCAAAACUUUAUGCCACCCUACGGAGAAGAAAUGUACGGUGGCCACCCGCAGGGCAUGGACCCAUCGUUUUACCCCUACAACAUGCCGACUCCGUACGGUUACCGCCCUGGCAUGCGGCCCUUUGCUCCCCCCGGCAUGAGCAUGCCGCCCGGUGCUUUCAUGCACCCGAACGGUCCGCAGUUUGCCCCCGGGUUCGCGCCCCCAAUGUACCCGCAGCACUUUGGACCGCCUCCACCCCACCACCCCAUGCAUCCGGGCCACCACCCUGCCGGACCGUUUGUCGCUGUCACACAGGGUGGAUACGUCGCUGUAUCUCAGGGUGGGAUGACCAGCCCGGUGCAAGCGCCAUUCGGCAUGCGGUCGCCCAAUCAAAUGUUUGCCGGGCCUGGCAUGAUGCAGGGAAUGAUGCCGCCCAUGGAGCUGAUGCAGGGCCCGAUGGGGCCGAUGAUGGUGCCUGGACCGAUGGGCCCGCCGCACAUGGGACAGGUCUGGGGCGGAGGUGAGCGUGGGGGUAAUCACCAUCAUCAACACCAGCAACAGCACCCGCCCCCGCACACUCAUGCUGGGAAUGUGGCGGCGGAACCGACACCGUCCGCCACCACGGCCCCGCCUGCGGAGGAGACGCCUGCAGCUACGGAGUGAGUGAGGGUCGCGUUUGUUCCCCCCCCCUUCCCCCCCUUUUUUUUGGUGUUGUGUUUCCCAUCGGACUGUAUAACCAUCCAUGUGUACGGUCGCCUUCUUCGUUUGUUUGGGAGCUAUGGAAUACGAAUCUUCCGAGCCUGUGUUGCGUAUUUGGAUGUGAGGUGUCUUCCGCU